Molecule: messenger RNA, 7600 nt
Organism: Diabrotica virgifera virgifera (western corn rootworm)
Lineage: Eukaryota; Metazoa; Arthropoda; Insecta; Coleoptera; Chrysomelidae
Gene: AcCoAS
Product: acetyl-coenzyme A synthetase
Exons: 7
Coding region: 145-1719 (524 amino acids)
Molecular function (GO): AMP binding; acetyl-CoA synthetase activity
Source: RefSeq, a predicted model, not a curated record
AAAUAUUCCUUCUGUUGCAGGGAAGGAAACCAUCCUGACGAUUACAGCAGAUUAACCUACAAGAAAUUAUUGGAAGAAGUAUGUAGAUUCGCAAAUGUACUUAAAAGUAAAGGAAUUCAAAAAGGAGAUAGAGUAGCUGUGUAUAUGCCCAUGAUAUUAGAAGCAGUAGUUACUAUGUUAGCUUGUACUAGGAUAGGCGCUGUACAUUCUUUAGUGUUUGCCGGAUUUUCGGCCGACUCUUUUGCCGAAAGAAUACUAGACUGCGAAGCCAAAGUUUUGGUUACAUCAGAUGGAGCAUGGAGAGGUGAGAAACUUCUUCAGCUUAAAGCCAUCUGCGAUCAAGCUAUGGCUAAAUGUGCACAAAAAGGACACAACGUUGAAACUUGUAUAGUAGUAUCACAUUUAGGAAGAGUUACGUCACCAACAGGCGUGCAGUAUAGUAGCAAUAAGACACCUAUGACACCAGGGCGAGAUAUCUUCUGGCACGACAUUGUACCCCAAGCCUCUACUAGUUGUUAUCCGGAGUGGAUGGAGUCAGAGGAUCCUCUGUUUAUGUUGUACACAAGCGGCUCAACAGGAAAACCAAAAGGUGUACUCCAUACAACAGGCGGUUACAUGAUAUAUGCAGCUACAACAUUUAAAUACGUUUUCGAUUAUAAACCCAAUGAUAUCUAUUGGUGCACUGCUGAUAUUGGGUGGAUAACAGGCCACACUUACGUUGUUUAUGGUCCUUUAGCUAAUGCAGCUACGUCAGUAUUAUACGAGGGUACACCCUUUUACCCAGACAACGACAGAUUUUGGGUGGUAGUUGAUAAAUACAAAGUUACCCAAUUCUACACAGCUCCAACUGCAAUCAGAGCUUUAAUGAAAUUCGACGAUGAAUUAGUUACUAAACAUGAUCUCUCAUCUUUACGGGUAUUAGGAUCUGUAGGAGAGCCUAUAAAUCCUGAGGCAUGGCUAUGGUACUACAAACUAGUCGGAAGAGGAAGGUGUUCAAUAGUGGAUACAUUCUGGCAAACAGAGACCGGUGGACAUGUACUUACUCCAUUACCAGGAGCAAUUCCAAUGAAACCUGGAUCAGCUGCUGUGCCAUUUUUCGGCGUAGAGCCCGUCCUUCUCGAUGAAGCAGGGAAAGAGAUAAAGGGCGAAGGUGAAGGUUAUUUGGUGUUUUCACGUCCGUGGCCUAGUUUGAUGAGGACUCUCUUCAAUAACCACGAUCGAUAUGAGACUACCUAUUUCACGAAAUUCCCAGGAUAUUAUUGUACAGGAGACGGUGCCAGACGUGACGCAGAUGGUUAUUUAUGGGUAACUGGUCGGGUAGACGAUAUGUUAAAUGUUUCUGGUCAUCUCAUGUCUACUGCAGAGGUAGAAUCUAUUUUAACUGAACAUCCAUCAGUAGCAGAAGCAGCAGUAGUUGCAAGACCUCACCCUGUUAAAGGCGAAUGUUUGUACUGUUUUGUAACUCUUACAGAGCAUGGAGUAUUUAACGACAAACUGACUAAAGAUCUGAAGCAGAUAGUGAGGUCAAAGAUAGGUCCUUUUGCACAACCAGAUAUCAUUCAGAACGCACCUGCUUUACCAAAAACUAGAUCUGGAAAGAUUAUGAGAAGGAUCCUAAGAAAAAUCGCUGUAAACGACAGAGACGUUGGUGAUAUUAGUACUUUAGCUGAUAGUUCUGUGGUGGAAGUCUUAUUCGCUUCAAGACCUCAAGAAGCUUAAUUUUAGAUUAAACGUAGGUACCUACUUAGCAUAUAAUAAAUAAGUGUACAUAAUCUAGUCUCGUAUACAAGUUUGUUACCAUUCUGUCUUGGACUAUUCUCAUGUAAAUAAACAAACUAACUACCAGAGAUCGGCAAAACUGGGUUUUAACUGUAUUUGUUAACGUAAGUUUAUGCAUACUCAUUGUAAACUAGUUUUGUCUUGUAUUAACGAGGAAAAUUGAAAAAAGCGACCUAUAAUAAAAUUUACUGGAUUUGUUAUAAUAAAAAUUGUUGAAAUUCUCUUAGUUCGAUGUGAACUGAAAUUCUGAAUUAAAAUGAACCAAGAAAAAUGGAAGUGUUGUAAGGGAAUGUUCUAAGAUGUUUCUACAGGAAACAUUCGUUAGAAUAAAUUAAGAAGCAAAUUAAAACGUACCAAACGUUCUUUAAGCAGAAUUAAAACUUUAUAUAGGUACAGGACGGGAAUUUCAAAAUAAAACUUGUAGGAUUUUUGAAUCGCCACACUUCGUCAAAUGAGACAGGUGACUUGAGAUAACUAGAAUGCUUGUCAUAGUCUGUAAAAAGAGGGAGAAUAAAGAGUACACUUCGACUGAUUGAUAAAUAUGGAUAAACAUGGAUACUUUUAACAGUAAUAAUUUUUAUUUACCUAUACAGCUCUAAACGUUGAGAUAUAACAUAAGUGGAACUAAUCGAUCAUCAAUCUAACCAAGUCGUCGUGAUCUGUUAGUCAUCUGAAAAGAUUCUUUAAGAUUAAAAUUGUCUGCAAUAUUUCGAAUUCUGGUGCUCCAUUUUUACAAGUAAGAACUAACCAGUUACUACCGUUGUGGCAUGGUACUAAAAUAUAUUAUGAAAAAUAGGAUACAAACAGUAAAACAUGUAUUGAAAGCGCAACAAUGCGUAGACAAGCUGGUUGACCACUUUUCGGGUUUGCUUUUCCAUAAGAUUCCGAGAUUUGGUUCGUUAUGGAAAUAUAUAAUAAUUAAAAGAGAGCCAAAAUAUAUCUAUUACCUAUUAAAUUUUGCGUUCGUCGAGGCUUGAAAAUUUUUGGUUUAAUAGAAUAUCUUAACGCCACCUGUUAUACAUAAUUAAUAUAAAAAUUAUUAAUAUUGAAAAUCUAAGAUGGAAGUAGCACUACAUUUUAAGAAAAACAUUGAAUACACUUUGCUAUGAUAUUGCGCAAUCUCAUUAUCGUCGUACUGUAUUAUAGAUAUUAGUUCCCUUAUUACGAAUAUGUAGAAAGUAGUGUUAGUUUUAAGUUAUAUGAGAAUAUAAAUAUAUUUUGUUUUGCAUUGCGUUAUUGUUACUUAAUAAAAUUAUAUGGCCGAAAUUGGCUAAGAGUAUUGGCUUGUGAAACAAAAUAUCGUCCAUUUUUGAAAAUAAUUAGAAUACAUUAAUAAACUUAAUACUUACUGAUGAUCUUAUAAUUAAUAAUUAUUGUAAUGAACCCAUUUGGCAGAAAAAUGUAUAGAAAUAAAAUUUUAAAAUACGAUUAGUAAUAUAACUUAAAAAGUAUUUUAAGAAUGCGGCUUGAUCUUUUUAACUAUAUUACACAAUUAAGCACAAACUAAUACACCCAAAAAUGAUAAAAUACACAUCAAAUUUUAUUUAUUCUUUUCUGUUAAGACAUAUUUUCUAGCUAAUAAGCUAUUUUUCACAAAUAAUUGUUUAAAUAAAUAUAAAUGAAACAAUCCUGGUGUCAAAAGAUUUGAUGCAGAGGUAACGUUAUAUUAAACUUGACACUAGAUUUUAUUUAUGGUUUUUGACAAAAUAAAAAUUGUAUUUUAAAUAUUUUAAGUAAAAUUUAACGUGUGAACGCAGUAAUCUUUGCGCUAACAAAAAAAAAACCUUAUUGUAUAGAUACUGACACUAAACAAAUGUCGGUAAAAUUGUAGAUGGUUUUAUAAUUUUUUACUGAACUUUCGUUGAUUUAUAUAUUUUUUGUUAUAAAUACUUUCUUGUACUGAGUAGGCUCUGUACUGUUGUUUGUAUAUUGAACUCAAUAUACAAACAAAAUUUGCCUAUUUUAAAUGUUGGUAAUGCAGAACAAAAUAAUAUCGUCAAAUCCUUUAAAAGUAAGGGCGUCUUACUUGAAUGUAAGGGACGAUUUGAUGAUAUUAUAAUCCAGGAACCGAAGCUUUUCACCUCACAAUUUUUACAGAAUGGAUCGAUUUGCUUGAAAAUUUGAGAAUAAGUAGUGGAUAGUCCAAGGAUAAAAAACUAUAUGAUGCCGAAAGGCGCUUUUUCCAUGGGGGUGGGUGCCACCCCAUCUCAGGGGUGAAAAUGUUUUAUUAUAUUUUGACCACAAAAGUUGAUUAAAAACAUUCACUCUAAGCAAAAAAUGUUCUAUACAUUUUUUUGAUAAAAUUAAUGGUUUUCGAUUUAUUCGCUAUCGAAAGUGUUUUACAUAUAAAAAAUCAAUGUUUUUUGAUAUACUCAUUGACGAUGCACUCAAUUUUUGCCGUAGAAAAAAAUUUUUUAGACCAGGUUCUUGGGAACUAAAUAACCUACAAUUUCAUAUUUAACCAUUUUUUCAUAUUUCUGAUGCUCAUCUUUCUGUUCUUAAGAAAAUGGCAUUUUUUACCAAACUACAAAAAUUCGUUAAGUAUUCGCUUUUAACUCCAGUCUUUUAAAAACUAAUCAUUCUAAGCCAGUCAAACUUGUAGUAUCUAUAAAUAAUACAUAAAUAAAGAAGAAUGAAUAAGGCCAAUGACUAAAAAUACCGCUAACUUACAUUAUUAUGCUUCCAAUGGGAUUUUCCCUAUUUUUUUUUCAAAAAAUUAUAUUGAUUUUUUAACCGUAACUUUUUAUUUUUUAUCUAAAGUUUAGUAAAAAAGAAUUUUGUAGGUUUUUAUAAGAUCUAUAAGCCGAUUAAUAUUAAAUCUUUUUAUAAUCCUGAGUCGCAAAAAGAGGUUACUUUGAAAGGGUUGGUAAAGGUGCUUUUUGGAUGUUAUUACAAGUUUUAAUUAUCAAUAGCUUACUUAAUUUUUGCCGAAGAAAAAUUUUUUGCAAACCAUGUUCUUGGGAAUUAAGUAAGCUAUAAUUUCAUAUUGAAACAUUUUCAUAUCUCUAAUGCUAAUCUUUCUAUUCUGAAGAAAAGGCCAUUUUCUUCCAAACUAAAAAAAAUCGUUAUUCGCUGUUAACUCCAUUAUUUUAAAAACUAAUCAUUCUAAGCCGGUCAAACUUUUAGAACCUAUUAAUAGUAGGUACAUAAAUAAAGGUUAGUACAUAAAUUUUAAUUAGGGUGGUGAUUAGGGGCUGCUUCCGAUCACUUUUUCGCUGAAAAAAAUAGGGACUGACAUUCUUUUCAUUAUAAGUCACUUAAUUUUUGUGCUAGAUACUUUUUUUACUUCUGGGGAUAGAUAUUUUUAAAUACUUUAAAUUAGUUUGAACACGUUACCCUCGAGAAAUGCAUAGUUCCCGUUCUUUUACAUAUAAUAUAUCAUAAACAUUAUAUAAAGAAAUUAAAAAAACAGUUUUGUUUAUUUUUUCAAAAGGUACAUUGUUGUUAAGUAAAGUUGUUUUGAUAAAACGAAAACUUUUGGAGAAAAAAUUGAUUUUUUCGAUAUAAAACUAACACUUUCGAUAGCGAAUAAAUCGAAAACUAUUCAUUUUAUCAAAAAAAAAAUAUAUAUAUAGAACGUUUUUUGAUUAGAAUGAAUGUUUUACCAACUUUUGCGGUCAAAAUAUAAUAAAAAAUUUGCACCCCCGAGCUUCAUUACUUGGACUAAUAAACCAUAUCCAAAGAACUCAAUUUUCAUUAUUUGUCACCAAAAAAUAAUGCCUAAUUUUUAAAGACGUAAAUGUUAUGAAUUGGCGUAAAACCCUUUAAAGAUAUAAUUGCUAUGUGCUAAUGAAAUUAGUUUUCUAGUAAAUUCGAAAUAUCAAAUCCCAGCGAUUCGCUGGCGUGAAAAUGUAGAUAUUUUUAAAUAUCUACUGGCCCCAGGUCGUCUCACCUUAAAAAAAUGAGUAUUUUGUAUUAAAACUUAAAAAUCAGGGAUAAUAAUACUCGGUUAAAGGGUAGCACUGGCCCUGUUACCUUCCUUGUAUACCGUAGGCCCAAGAGAUAACAGACUAACCUGCUAUAAAUCCAAGGCCGCGGUAGCGGUAUAAAAGGGAGUCUAUUAUUAUUAUGUUCUACUACUUUAUUUAUAUUUAGUGUGUUAGCUUUUAUUUAUCAUAUUUGCUUGUCGGAGUCAAAUAUGACUGGCCUUUUGGCUUUGCAAGUGCUAUUAACUUAGCAAAAAAAAUGUCGAAGUUAAAAUUUGCUUUCUCUUCUUCAAAGCUUUUCUAAAAAAUCUACAAAAUGUUCUACCAACAUUUCAAUAUUUUUUUAUUUGAUUUAUUGCGUAAUAUUCUGUAAUUUCAAUUUUUAAUUAAAUACAUUCAACAGUACAAAGUUUUGGUUGUUUAACGCAUUUAUUUUUUACUUUACAAAAUGUUUAACAUUUGGACAAGACUAAAUAUUUCAUUAGGUAUACAGUGUGGCACGCACUUGUGGAAUAAUAUAUUUGUGCCCUUGUUAUACAAAAUUAUUAAAUACGCUGAGACCCGUCGAUUUUUAUAUACAGACAUAUAGGUCUGGAUCCCGCGUAUGAAAAAAGUUGAUUAAUAGCAAGCUGAAAAUUUGUUAAUAGCUUAAGGGUAUCUAGUCGGACAUAUAUAGGAACACUGGAACAGGGGAAGUUUUAAUUGUGGAACAGGUUAAAGAUUUGGAACGGUCAGACCACGAAAACGUCACAUUAUGAAUUUUGUCUGACAGAACUUCCAAUUUAUUUGUUACCCUUUCAUUAAACUCUCAUGCAAAAAUCAAGCUGCUAUUUAUCACCAAAUGGGAAUUAUAAUGAGUGGAACACGUAGAAUAUGUCAAAUGACAGGAAUUAUGGCAGGUGAUAAAUAGCAGUCUGAUUUUUGCAUGAGAGUUCAAUGAGAGGGUAACAAAUCAAUUGGAAGUUCUGCCGGACAAAAUACAUCUGACAUUUUGGUGGUCAGACCGAUCCAAAUUUUUAACCUGUUCCACAAUUAAAACUUCCCCUGUUCCAGUGUUCUCAUAUAUCAAAGUUUGUCCGACUAGACACCCUCAAGCUAUUAACAAAUUUUCAGCUUGCUAUUAAUCAACUUCUUUUUCAUACGCGGGAUCCAGACCUAAUAUAAAUAUGCACGUUUUAACCAAAAAUUCAAAUGGUUAAACUUUAUUUUUAAUGGACUGGAACACUCUGUAAAUUCAAUUAACAACCUGAUCUCAACGAACUAGAUGUUCAUGGACUAUGCUAGGUUUGCCUGAAUCACCCUGCACAUUUUUUUAAUUCAUGUUCUAAAAGAGCACAUUUAUAUAUAAGAAUCGACGGGUCACAGCAUUUUUUUUUGUAUUUUUUUUUAAACAUGGACAGAAAUAAUUUUAUUCCAUAUGUGCAUUCCACCCUAUACAUUAAAUUAUUAAAUUAUUAAACAUGAACGCUGUAGAAUACAUUUCAUACAUAUAUAUGACGAAAACAUUAUUGUUUAUCUGCGAUAUUGAUAUUUAAUAUAUUUAUAUUUAUAUUAUUAUUAUAUUAUUAAAUGAUUUUAUAGUAGAUAUACAAAUAACACUAGUAAUAAUAUUACACUAAUAUAGUAUUAAUUUUAAUGAAAAUAGGGUGUAUGACUGUGGGUGAAUAUUUUUGUACAGAAAAGAAAAAGAAAGAAUUAUUUUUUUAAUAUUUACUUGAAGCUAAUUCGCUAAUGUGCUGUAGAAAACUUUGUUAGAUUGAAUUUGUUAAUUAUUAUAAUAUGAUUGAUUGUAAAUAUAAUUAGUCGUUUGUUAAUCUAAGCAUUCGUUUAUGUGAAAAAGCCUUCAUUAAACAUAUCAUUCCAUAACUAGAGCAUAAUAAAAAGUAUAUUGUUGA